ACAUUAUACAUGUACCUAGGCUUAAAGCGCAGCUGCAAAGAACGGACCCACGCUUUGACGCAGCCCUGAACCAAUCCCGUCGCAUGCGCAAUAAUCUCCGUUAAUGCCACGAAGGCUUAUGCGAAUUCGACGUUCGACGUGCCAAACAUGCCUCUCCGAUGACUUUGUCGUCCACGUGACCGCAAUGUUUGGCACGUACAUACACAAACAAACCCGUGCACGGUCUAUAUACACGUAUAAUAAAUUGGAACAUAUGUUGAUACGUGUUUGCGUUUUACUGCUGAACGAGUUUCAUCUCCCUUAGACUUGCGACGAAGGGCAUCUCAACGUAUUUCUGCAGACUCAUUUUAAUCUCGAACGUAGAAAUUGUGGAAGAUAUAAACGUUUUUCUAGGAUUUUGUAAGCUUCAACGAGAGAUGGUAACGUCCGAUAGCGACACCGACUUUGAAAGCGCGGACGAGGAGUUGGAUCGUAAUAGGCCUCCCAAGAAGGACAGCCGAGUCACUUAUUGGACAUCGUCGACGGUCGAUUCCGAAUCGGAUGACGAUGCCGAAUACUUUCAACGUCCGCUUUACAAAAGUUCCAAUUGGCAAAGAAGAAAAACCGCGCGAUCGAAUGUGACAACGGGUCAAGAGACACUCGUCAGUGAUAAGGAUGAUAAAAUUGCUGGUAAUGUCAAAGGUGACGACAAUGUACAUAUGGUCAAGUCGAUAGAGACUUUUAAUAACCAAGAGGAUACAUCGCCCAUCGAAUUGAAAAAGUCACUUUGCUUAACUUCAUCGAUAUCGGUAAAGGACAAAAAUGCUCAAUUUAUGGCAGACGACAGUUUGAUUGUAAAAUCAGAUGAUACCAUGUCUAAAAUGGAAGCAAAGGCUGAAAAAACCUCCGAAAUAACGCAACAACGAAACUCGUCUCACCAAUUGGGUACAAAAAAAUUGGCAACCAAAAUUACAAAGGAUAGUAACGAGGAAAGUACAGAGUGUUUGAAUAAAAAAUCUUUACAAUCUACGUGCAAAGAUACAAAAUGUGAAUUGCAGAAAAACAAUCAAUCGACAGAUGACGAGUGUAAACCAACAGGUACAAAUGAUUUGUCAGAAAUGGACAUGCCAGAGGAAUUAAAGUCGAAUAAAAAAUUUAAAGAAGUUUUUCAGCCUGAAGGAUGGGAAGGACUUGAGAAUGACAUCGAAUUGCCGGACGAAUUGAUGGAAGAGAAAUUAGAGCCUGUAUUGGAGAGAUUAUCUGUGGCGAACAAAGAACCGGAAAGUCCUUUAGGAAACUGGAGUAGUUGGGGAAAUUGGGAUGUAACUACGCUACUUAAUACAGCUACAGCAAGUGUUUCUACUCUGACUACUCGUGUGUCUCAAGGACUUACACUUUUGGAAGAUACGAUAGGAAUACAGGAUUCUAGAGAACUGGCAGAGAUAAAACAGGAUGAAACUGCAGUACUCGAUGAUGCAGAUUCAGAAACUCGAGAAAAGGAAAAUCAAUCGUAUAGUACAUUUGGAUUUGGAAAUUUGAUAUCAGGAGUAUCUUCGAUUACAAAAUUGGUUGAAUCUACUGGCAAAGAAUUUACUAGCAAAGUUAUGACAGGUGGUUUAGAUACAUUGGAGGCUAUUGGGAAGAAAACGAUGGAAGUAUUGCAAGAUGGUGAUCCUGGAUUAAAAAAGAAAAGAGCCUUCUUUAUGAACGAACCUGAAAAACCAAAUUUAUCGCAAAUUCUUAGAGAAGCAAAGGAAAAAGCUGAGAUUGAGCAAAAAACAAUCGAGGAACGCCAAUUGGCGAGAAAAGUUCAUUUCGAGAGCCUUUUUGACGAUUAUCAAGGACUUGUUCACUUGGAAGCUCUAGAAAUAUUAUCAAAACAGAGCAGUAUGAAAAUUCAGCAAUAUUUAAUUGAAUUAGACGCAAACGAAUUGACCUCUGUGCAAGAAACGUUGGAAGAGAUUAAACAACUUUGUAAUUUGAAUGACAUAGAUGAUGAAGAUAAUAAAAAUAAUAAAGAUUUAAAGGACAAAUUGGAGAGCGCUUGUCAUGAUCUUGGUGUCGACAUUACUUACGAAAAACUAUAUAAUGUUUGGAUAGAAACGAAAAGUUAUCUUACAUCAUCUUUGACAGAUACGGAUCAAGAAAUCUUUCAGAAUGCUAUAUCAACUCUAGCACAGUUUACAGCAUUUUCCAUAGAAAGAUUUCAUAAAACAGCUGAAUUGCUGUUAAUCAAGGAACGACGCAGUACUGUGAACGAAGCUGACGCUUUGGUGCAACUUACCAAUAUUCUGUCUGAUCAGAUUAACUUAUUAGCCAAUUCAUUUUAUGAUACAUUACGUCAACUUGCUGAGACUGUAGAAAAACCGAAUAAUAUUGAAGCAAAUUUGGAAAGGAUUUCGUCAGAAGCUUGUAACGCAAAUUCAUAUAUUCAAGAUGCCUUCAAACUUCUCAUCCCUAUUCUACAAGUUGGUGCAAUCUGAUAAAAUAUUAUAAAAAUAUAAAGGAAUUUUUUAUAUAUACCUUAUAUUUACCUACAUAGACGAUAUAAUUAAAUAUAUUUUCAAUUAUUGAUUAUAGCGAUUUCACAAAUACUUUCCAUUUUACCCGUUUUAUUUAACAUUUAUAUUCAAAAGAGAGGGACCAAUUUAUUAGCUCAAUAUAUUUACA
This is a messenger RNA of Camponotus floridanus (Florida carpenter ant), 2649 nucleotides long. RefSeq names its product protein FAM114A2. Lineage: Eukaryota; Metazoa; Arthropoda; Insecta; Hymenoptera; Formicidae. The coding region runs from base 417 to 2462 and encodes 681 amino acids. The transcript is spliced from 4 exons. The record is from RefSeq and is a predicted model, not a curated record.